Messenger RNA from Striga hermonthica, 1248 nucleotides. Lineage: Eukaryota; Viridiplantae; Streptophyta; Magnoliopsida; Lamiales; Orobanchaceae. The record is from the annotation of a GenBank genome assembly.
AUGUCAUCAAUCCAAGAUGAUUUCCAAUCAUGGCUCCCAAACACCACUUCCAACUUCAAUCCCACCACCUCCUCCUCCUCCGACUCCCCAUCCUUAUCCUCAUUGAGCCACGAACUCGAUACGCUCUCCGGCGACCAGAGCUUCGACAACAUUAAAUUCCACUCCACCGUCUCCUCCUCCUCCCGAAAACCGCCGCCUUUCACCGUCAGCUCCGUCAAAACCGACACCUCCCAAAUCAGCUUCCUUGCCGCCCGCGGCCCCAUCCUCUACGCGGCCACCACCCGGGAAGUUUCCCUCUACGACCCCCGAACCCUAACCCUCGUCGGGUCCCUCGGCCCUUCUUCGGCUCUCGCCAGGUCCAUCGCCUUUGGCCGCCGCCACCGCAUAUUCACCGCGCACCUUGACCGCAAAAUCCGCGUAUGGCGGCGGUCUACCGCCGACCACCGUCGCCACCGUCUCGUUUCCACCCUCCCCACUCUCCAAGACCGCAUUUUCCGGUGCCUUAUUCCGGGGAGCUACGUUCAGGUCCGGCGGCACGAGCGGCGGCUAUGGGUCGAGCACGCGGACGCCGUCUCAUCCCUAGCCGUGGACGACUCAUCAGGUCUCGUCUACUCCGCCUCGUGGGACCGGAGCUUCAAGACUUGGGAUGGUUUGCGUUGCGUGGGGACAGUGCGAGCCCACGUGGACGCGGUCAACACGGUCGUGGUGGGCCCGGCGGGCCGGACGGUUUACACGGGCUCGGCAGACGGGCAGAUACGGGUGUGGUCGGCGGUGGGGAAACGACACCACCGGCUAGUGGCGACGUUGGAAAAACAUGAGUCGAGUGUGAACGCGUUGACUCUCACGGGGGACGGGUCGGGGUUUUGCUCGGGCGGAGGGGACGGGUUGAUUAUCGUUUGGGAGAGGGAAAACGAACACGACGACGAGGACACGUGUGAGUUUUUCGUGGCGUGUUGGUUGAAAGGUCAUAAAGGGGCGGUGUUGUGUUUGGCGCAGGCGAAGGGGGUGUUGAUAAGCGGGUCGUCGGAUCGAACGGUGCGGGUAUGGGGGAUCCGGCCGGGAGGGUACAAGGGCUGUUUGGUAAUUUUGGAAGGGCACGUGAAGCCCGUGAAGUCAUUGGUUGCGGUUCCAGACGAUGAAGAGGACAUGAAUUUGGAUGAGGGUUUGUCGGUAUACAGUGGGAGUUUGGAUGGGGAAAUUAGGGCAUGGAAAAUUAGUACUAUUAGUUCACUGAUUGGCUGUGAUUGA